AGUAAACACAGCUUGGCAGAAACCUUCCGAUCAUGUGGAGGUUGACCGUUAUGUCAUACCAGUCAACCAAACCUUAGUCGCCCCUGCUUUUGAAGUUCUACUCAACUAUAUUGUCCCCCCUUUCCUUGGUUUAUGCUCAAUUCUAGCUGCGAGUUCCACUCCUACAGCUCUGAAAAUACUCGGAUCGCAGUAUGGCUCCUAUUCGUCGAUACCUCAGGAUCAGCAAGUAUACUAUCCUCGAAUGCCGGAUCUACCUGGAAAACCCAUCGGACACUCGAUGGCUCCUCGACAACCGCGAGCCUGUCCUCCCACGGAUAUUCGCUGCCAUUCGCCCGCUAGUUCUGCCUAAAUUACGCGAGGAGAACGAAAGGCUCUUUGCUCGGAAGAAAGGGAAACCAGUGAAAGAUGUGAUAGCUGAAGAGGACUUCGAGGUUUCGUUAUUCCUCCGUGAAUCCCGAACACGUCACUCGCUCCUCACGCGACACAAGGAGUUCGACGAGCCCGAUAACGAAUCGAGAGCAAGAAAUCCAUCCCAACCUACGGAAACUUCAAGCGGGGCUGCCGAUGCAGGUAUUUUGGUCGAGAGCGAUAGCGAAUCUAAUGUUGAUUUGCGCGACAUCCCCCCAGCCACUACUGAAGAGAACGAUAGAACGAGUAAACGCCAACGAGAUGCAGACGGAGCAGUUGAAGCCACAGCCAGUUCACGCGCCCCGAAAUGUCGAAAGGAUGAGGAACCGGAUGAUAAGAAGUUGCGCUUCAGGACGAACUAUGAGGGGUUCAACAUUUACGGUUGGAUUCUAUGCCUACUCGUUACGCGUACAGGGGACAAAGUUAGAGCAAGCACGGGAGCUUCGGAGCCCACGCGCCAGGCUCUAAUGGAGGAGUGGAUGUCCACUCAAGCCCAGGGAGAUGUGGAUGAAGAGCAAGAUGUCAGUUGAUCUAGACAUUUUUACCAGUCGAAGCAGGAGGUAUUAUCAUACCUGCACCCAUACUGGGCUCGAAACUCUGUGCAGCGUACACUCGGCAUCCAUCGCCUCGUCAGUGAAACCAGCAACCGAGCCCCAGCAACUACCGAACUCGUCAAGGAUAACGAAGCCAGCGACACAACCACAUGGAAUGAACAUGAGUGGAUUUGGAGGACUAUUUCCUGGGUACUACUUCACGUUCAUUUUAAUAUGACAGGUUGUAGACAGUUGAUGAAAGCAAAGUACUACUGCGUUGGUUAGGAAUCUCUGACAAACAAACUUGCCUCGGAGCCAAGCCUAGGAAAUAUUUCUCCUUAGCACGGCAGCCAACUGAGAGCAGCUCAUGUGACACCAUAUUUGGAGCUGAAAAUGGCGACUGUUUAUUCACUACACCAUCACUUUAGCAGAGAUCAAGCCGACCUUGUCUACCACGUGAAAUACGGGCAUGCUAUACUGGCUCAUUUCUAUUCCUCGCCUAUGAAGAGUGGUAGUUUUGCGCGGAGGAACGACAAGGAAAAUGUUGAGGCAGAAAUCGCAUGUACAUGGCACUCCCUUAAAUUGGCCAGUCCCUUGAACUGCGCAGCCAACUUGGAGAAAUCUAGGUAAAUACUAUAGUAGGAAAACAUGCCGAUUGAAAAUCAUAAUCUAUUUUUUGG
This is a messenger RNA of Aspergillus pseudonomiae, 1621 nucleotides long. RefSeq lists its product as uncharacterized. NCBI's taxonomy places the organism in Eukaryota, Fungi, Ascomycota, Eurotiomycetes, Eurotiales, Aspergillaceae. The transcript has 2 exons. The record is from RefSeq and is a predicted model, not a curated record. Bases 192 to 938 code for a protein of 248 amino acids.